CAACUUCCAGAGCGAAGAUGAGAGCCCCAUGGUGACACUACACCGAGCCGUGCAGUGAUACUCAGGAACCGCCAAUUCGACAGCCUUCUGCGACCAUUCAGGCUUUGACUCUAUGCGGAAAUGAUCUUCAUCGAAGAAAGCACCCCAGCUGUCGAGUCCCCGAGGGUGUGGGAGGAGCCGCAGUCAAGCGGGGCGGCAUGGAUCCCUUUCAACCCUUGGGCAUACACAGACACAUAGCACGACAAGCGAGGCUCGAUCCCAAGUUAUCUCCGACACGGUUACCUCAGCCAAGCAGCUAUCAUCAUUUCACGGCGGACAGCGCAACCGGUCAUCGCUGCUCAAGGGUCGAUGUAUCUCGAUGUCGAUGGUGGCUGACCGCAUGGGAUGAACGCCUGUCUCAGUUGAGAUGGUGAUGGAGGGACGAGCAGAAGAAAACCUUGACUGAACGGCCAACGGAACUGCUUGGCACCUUUGCACACACCCUGCCCGAUGACGUAGCGUCCUGCCGGUUCCAAGGCCCUGCGCAUGCCGACUUUUUCGGGCCCUCCCAAAGAGGUGUCGCUUCGGAAAACUCUCCAGCCCCCUCUGAAGACUCCAUCUUCCAUGACCCCCGGGCCAAUCCCACGCCCUCUCUUCCUACCUCUUUGCUGUACCUGGAUACCGUGGAUGUCGCCGAAGGGCCCCGUACGGAAUCCUUCCCCUAGAUCCUACACCCCUCCACGUCGUGUCCAAAACUGUCUCCGUCUCCCCCUCCCCCUCCCGCUCCUGUCAUAACCUCAACUAUUGCUGCGAGCCCAAAGACCGGCUGGCCACUCACGUCACAAGUCAUUGCUGGAGCCGAAAAAUAUAACUCCCGUGCCCAGCAUCAGUCUCCGUUCCACCCCCAUCUUACCGUUUCAUGCGCUGUGUUUGGUACCUCCCGUCUUCUGCUCCGUCUUUUGCUCCGUCAUCGCUGAACCCUCCAAGCCCUAGUCCCCAAGACAAGGUGGGGGACGGGAAAUGGUUGAUGCGAGUCCUGUCCACCAAGCCAGCUUUGGGCUGACGGGCCAUACGCCGCCAAUACGGCCUCGUCGGUGUUGGUUGGGCAUAGCUAUCGUCGACCCAUCCCCGCUUCCGCUGCCGGCCUGCUUCCAUGUGUCAGCACCCCAGAGACCAAACCAACAUAUUUGACCGAUCACCGGGCAUCCUGGAUUGACCGUAGUGUCCGAGGCCGGCUUGGAUCGCGGUCAGCCCUUCUUUAAAGAAGAUGGGCGACCCUCCAGCAACACCGACAUCAGCCUCCGUCGAUGCCAGCCCCUCGAUAGCAUCCUCAUCCAGUUCCAAUAUCAGAAAGGAGAGAGGCGCCAUCGCCGCACAGGUUCGGACCCUCAUCCCCCCUAUCACUGGCCAGUGUAUGUUCUCUGACCUUGUCUUCAGGCAUGCGAUACCUGCCGCAGUCGAAAGCAACGAUGCGAUGAACAGCGUCCCAAAUGUGGCACCUGUCAAAAGUUCAGGCUCGAAUGCAACUAUCGAGAGCCCGUUCCCACCAAACAAGACUCUAGUGGAGAUUCUCGAACGGUUGAAGGGCCUCGAUGAUCGGUUGCUGAACUUGGAAACGAAAGUGGACGAUUUAAGCCAUCGGGGAAGCUCCGGCCCUUCCGCACUUGGCUUCCCCCAUCUUCAGGCACCCGACUAUGCCAGUCAGGCUGGAGCUGCGAUGAUUGACCCAGCGCUGACAGCAGCACCAUUUAACUUGCAGCACGAUUUGUCUCGAAACGCACCGGUGGGUCAGGACCAGUACAAAUAUGUUUCCUCUGUUCACCAGAUGCUAGGCUGGCCAGCGGUACAGCAGCUGUUUGCUUCGAUCCAGGCGCGGUUGCCACACGUUAACUUCUCCUCGCUGGAGCGCGAUGGAGUCUCGCACAUGCUAGGAGUCCAUCGCCCAGAGUCACAAGGGCUGCCUUCCGAAGGCACCAUGCGCACUGAGCGUUCGCCUGGGCUUCUGACGACCUUGACCUGGGAAAACGUUCGGAUGUGGAGCCAGGCUUACUUCGACACUACCAACCUCUUUUACCCUAUUCUAGAUCGCCAGUCCUUCAUGCAGGAGACUUUGCCAUCCCUUUACAGGAGCGGCUUCAGCAACUCGAUAUCCUCGACCAUCGCCCUGCUGGUAUUCGCUCUCGGGGAGGUAUCGCUAGAAGGAAGAGAAGGGGCACCUGUGCACGUUUACAACGGACGAGCGAGUGGGGUGAAAGGGGGCUCGAAAGCGCAACCCCCUGGGCUUGCUUUGUUCAACGAGGCGAGAAGCAGAAUGGGGUUUGAUCUCACGGAGUGCAGUCUGGAAAACGUUCAGAUAUUCGCCCUCGCAAGUGCAUAUUAUGGGAGCUGCUUCUAUCCGAUGGACUUUUGGAGAAUGACUGCCUCCACCUCUUUGGCACUUCAGGCUCUCAUAACCAGCAACCCCGGAGAGCUAUCCUCACCGAGGGCGGACCUGAUCAGGAGAGCAUUUUGGCAUUGCUCUAUCUUGGAGACUUCUCUCAAUCUCGAGCUGGGGUUCCCGCUAACAGGUCUUGAGAGGAUGGAGAACACUGUAGGACUUCCGACUUUUAGCGGUCCUUUCUGUGAAGACGAUGUCAUUAGCAACCAACAGUCUCAUUUCCAAGAGCAUUUCGCCUCUCAGAUUGUCCUGAGGCGGCUACUGGUGGGAUUUCACCACGCCCUCAGCAACACACCAAUGUCCGCCCAGUUAGGCGGUGUUCCCACCCCCUUUACUUCGGCAAACAACAGCCCUGGCCUUAGCCAGAUUACGAUCCAGCAGCUGGCCCUUCAACUGGAACAAUGGCGCGGCAUGCUCCCUCCUCACCUUCGCUGGCAAGAGGAUUGCCCAGGAGCCUUCCCCAGCACUACUACCGACAUGUUCGGCGGCAACACCCACACCCCAGCCAGCACGCCCAUCUCCCCGUCCAUGUCUCACACCAGUCAACCAUCAUCACUACCAGCGGUAUCGACACCAGCACCACCACUGAUGUUCUCCACCGAUCUCGACUCCCCUCCGGCUCAAUACCCCUACGUCCUCGACGUCCAAGUCGCGCUUCUCCGCUCUCGUUAUUAUUACACCAAAUACCUCCUCCACCGUCCCUUCCUCUACAAAGCUCUCCACUACCCCGACAGCGUGACCCAAGACGACGCCCUGGGCGCAGCCGAGUGCCUCAAGGCCUCGCUGAAAUGGCCAGUGGCAAUGUCCCCCACAUGCAAGCACAAGCGGCUCGUGCCCUGUAUGUUCUUCUUCACCCAGAACUUCUUUGGUAUCUUGCUGUUAUUGCAUCUGAGCACGACGGUGCCGCUGUUGAGGAGGAUAAGAAGCACGCUUUGCGGCGAGAGGUUUGAGAUGGACGCGAGGGAGACGGUGGGUUUGUAUCUCGACUGGUUGAGGGACUUGAAGCCUAUCGACGGGGGGACGGCGUGGCACUGGGAGGUGGUGAGGGCUAUUUAUGGUCUGGAGGGGGGUUAGCCGGUUAGCUAAGUAAGUACCGCGAAGGGGGGCGAGGGG
Molecule: messenger RNA, 3529 nt
Organism: Podospora pseudocomata
Lineage: Eukaryota; Fungi; Ascomycota; Sordariomycetes; Sordariales; Podosporaceae
Exons: 7
Coding region: 1247-3490 (747 amino acids)
Biological process (GO): DNA-templated transcription
Molecular function (GO): zinc ion binding; DNA binding
Source: RefSeq, a predicted model, not a curated record